AUGUUUCAUUUAAGUAGAUUUAGAAGAAAAAAAAUAAAAAAUUUAACUGAAACAGCUGAUAUUAAUAAAUUAAAUGAAGAAUUUGAAACAUUUAAUAUUAAUGUACCAACUUACGAUUUUCAAAUUGAAUCACAUAGUGGUGAAGUAGCUGUUUUAAAUUAUCAUUUAAAGAAAAUCAUUAAACCAAUUGUUAAUUAUCAAGCAAUAUGUAAUAUGAGAAAUUCAUCUUUAGCAGAAGUAGAAGAAUCAACUAAUGAAUUAAUUAAAAAAUUAAAAAAUUUAAAAGAAUUACAAUCUUCAAAAAUUUAUAAAUUUAAACCAUUAUCAACUAUAGUUCAAAUGUGUUCAAUUGAAUUUUUAAAUAAAAUUUCGGUAGUUCAAUGUAAUAAUAAACAAUUAUUUGAUUUAAUUGAUUUUUUUAUUCAAAAUUUAAUUGAAUAUUUGAAAUCGUUGCUUCAAGAAGAUGAAAAUGAAAAUGAGAAUGAAUUUGAUUUAUUAAUUAUAAAUUCAAGUUUCGUAGUCUUUGAUAAUUAUUUAAAUAAUUUUUUAAUUUAUAAUGAUUUAAAAAAUUAUCAAAUUCCAUAUUUAAAUAAAAUUAUAACUGAUAUUUUAAAAAUAUAUCACAGGAAAAUUGAAUUAUUUAAUAUUUGGUUUGAAAGGAAUGGGAAAAAUUUAAAAAACAAUGCGAUUAAUAAUUUACAUUUUAUUAUUUUAAAUUUAUUAUAUAAUGAUUUUGAAAUUUGUGGAUCUGGUAAUUAUUUGGAGUUUAUAAAGUUAAGUAAUUUAUCAGAUAUAAUUUGUAAUUAUUUGAUUGAAAAAUUGGAGUUAUUUGAAUACUUGGUUGAUUUAUAUUUUGAUUCAAUAUUCAUAAGUGAUGAAGUUGAAGAGGAAAUUGAAGUUGAGAAAGCUAGUGAUGAUGAAUUCGAGGAAAAGAUGUUAAGAACUAUUGUAUUGGCUUUAGAAUUUUGUUGUGAAAAAUUAUUUCAAAUUUACUGUUCCACUUUUAAGUCGAGAUAUGAAGAUGAAAAAUUGUUUGAAAAAUGGGAUAAAUUUAAUAAAUUUUUGUUAUCAAUUUUGAGAAUCAUGGAUCAAGAUCAAACAAUUCAAGUAAUACAGAAAUUCUUUGAAGAUGAAACAUUUUUCAAUUUUGCUACUAAACAUUUUGACAAUUAUAACAAACUAGUAUCAAAACAUUAUCAAAAUAUUCAUAAUAAAGGAUACAAAUUUAAAAUCAUAGUUGAUGAAAAUUUCGUUACAUUCAUUAACUAUUUGGUUAUAUAUCUAAAAAAUAACAAUAAUUCAUUCACUUUUUUAUUUGGUGAUGAAGAAAUGAUUGAUGAUGAACUUAUAGUUGAUUCAGAAACUACACUUAGGAGUCAAAUUAUUACAAUUGAAAAUAUUGAAACUAAUGAUUUGGUUGCAAAAUUUUUGUAUGUUAUAAAUAAUCAUUCAAUUUACAUUAACUCAUUCAAUUUUGAUCCUGAGAAGAUUUUAUCAUAUAAUUAUUUAAAAAUAUUAAUACAAUUUUUUCAAAAUGAUCCAAAUUUAAAUUCCAAAAUAAUUGAACUUUCAACCAUAAUAUUUUUAAAAUUUAACAUGGUCAACAAUAUUGAAUUUAUAAAUGUUAUUAAUUUUUUAUAUGAAUCAUAUUUAACUUAUUUAAAUCAAUUUAAAAUUUAUCAAAAAUUUGAAUAUGAUGAAAUUGAAAAAAAUAAAAUAAAAAUUACACCUGUUAUUGUUAAAUUAAGUCAUGUCUUGCUUGAAUUUGAAUUGAAUGAAAUACCUGAAUUAGAUUAUACAAUUUUGCCGAUAAAUUUAAAAUUAUUUCCUCAAUUAUUUACUAAUUUUUACAUUUCAGUAAAAAUAAAAGAUAAAAAAUUUAGAUCACUGGUGAAUAGCUGA
Molecule: messenger RNA, 1902 nt
Organism: Lodderomyces pseudojiufengensis
Lineage: Eukaryota; Fungi; Ascomycota; Pichiomycetes; Serinales; Debaryomycetaceae
Exons: 2
Coding region: 1-1902 (633 amino acids)
Source: RefSeq, a predicted model, not a curated record